GUCACUACCUUCAGCAAAGUGCUCCGACCCAACGUGUGAGCUGUCGGAUCGAGCCCACACGCGUUCGAUCGCUGCAAACGUGUCUACUAAACGAUUUCAAGGCCCUCGCAAAACUUCGUGCAGCCACGUGCCGGCGUUGAAGAGGACAGGCCAUACGAAAAAACUGCUACAAGUGCGUGUUGCGCCUCUCGGGCCGCUGUCUGGUGAUUCUACUCGCUCCAUAGUGUACACGGUACGCAACUAACAAUGCGCAACAUCAGAGCAAGCUCGCGCCGCCUCGCGACGUGCGCGCGCCGCUUCGGCACGCCGCGGCUCACCACGUUACCAGUGCUGGCGACGACGGCGCGGCAGGUCCGCCGCAGCUCCUCGCACGGUGGAAAUGGAGGCGCCCACCUCGGCUCGAAGUGCCCGAAGUGCGGCAGCAUGUCCUUAGUAUUUGCUAGAGCAUCAACCAAGGAAGAAGACUCGGCCUUCUACUGUUCGGUCUGUUCGGGAUGGUUCGUGGCGAGCGAACAUCGGUUGGUGGAGGAGCCGGACCAGCCUCAAGAAGCCCCAAAGCAGCACGUCCCCACGCCGCGCCAGAUCUUCGCCGGGUUGGAAGAACAUGCUAUAGGACAAAGAUCGGUCAAGAUGGCUUUGAGCGUCGCCGUGCACAACCACUACCAGCGCCUCGCCGUCGCCAAGGAGCGGGAGGCGAAGCACAAGCCCAAGGAGAUCGAGCAACUACUCCCCGACGACCACCUCGAAAAACCAUUGAGUUUGCACAACCUCGCGCAGCUGUCCGGGACGCAAGAGGAGGAACAGACAAGCGAAAAAUCACUAGACGUGGAGGCCGUGGAGCUGGACAAGUCCAACGUGCUCCUGUUAGGCCCCACAGGGAGUGGUAAAACGCUCAUGGCCAAGACCCUAGCCAAAUUGGUCGACGCGCCGCUUGCGAUCGUGGAUGCGACGUCGUUAACGCAAGCUGGUUAUGUGGGAGAUGACGUCGAAUCAAUACUCUACAAACUCUACAGAGAAGCGGGUUCGGACGUCGCGAGGGCGGAGCGCGGCAUUGUGUAUAUCGAUGAAAUAGACAAGGUUUCAAGGAAAGGUGGCGAGAACGUCUCCAUCACGCGAGAUGUUUCCGGGGAAGGCGUCCAACAAGCAUUGCUCAAGAUCUGCGAAGGUACUACUGUUACCGUUCCGAAGGAUGGUGCGAGGAAGAAUCCUCGCGAUCGCGACGCGCUGACCAUCGACACGUCGCAUAUUUUGUUCAUUUGUGGCGGGGCCUUCGAUGGCCUGGAGCAGAUCGUAUCUCGACGAGUUCAGAGAGCCUCCAUAGGGUUCGAAGCACCUUUACGGAGGAGCGAGUUAGAUCAUGAUUUUAGGGAGAAGAGUAAUGAUGACCAUCGGGCGGACCAAGCGUUCGACGAAGUCAUGUCACGGGCGGAGCCGUCGGAUUUGGUGAGGUACGGGUUGAUCCCCGAGUUUGUUGGACGGUUCCCAAUCAUCACUACCACAAAGCGGUUGACGGAAGGUGAGUUGAAACAGGUCCUGACGGAGCCGAAGAACGCUCUCUUAAAGCAGUAUAGAUACUUGUUUGCGUUGAAUGAUGCGGACUUUGUGGUCACGCGGGACGCCAUCUCGGAAGUGGCUCGGUUGGCGAUCAAGAAGCGGACCGGAGCUAGAGCCUUGCGGAACAUCUUGGAAUCGAUGCUCUUGGAGGCCAUGUUCCAGGCCCCGGAUGACGAUGUGGCCACGGUUCUGGUGGACGAACUGGCCGUGCGCGGCGAGGAGCCCGUCAAGUUACUCAGCGAGAAGCACGACGAACAAUCUUGGGAGGAGGCGACGAAGCCCGACGAGAAGGUCGCCGCUUAGUUCGCGUGUCCCGCACUUAUAAAUACCGAAGUCUCUU
This is a messenger RNA of Pelagomonas calceolata, 1894 nucleotides long. NCBI's taxonomy places the organism in Eukaryota, Pelagophyceae, Pelagomonadales, Pelagomonadaceae. The record is from the annotation of a GenBank genome assembly.